Heteronotia binoei (common prickly gecko) is the source of this 2231-nucleotide messenger RNA. RefSeq names its product origin recognition complex subunit 2 (gene ORC2). Gene Ontology annotation, molecular function: DNA replication origin binding. The record is from RefSeq and is a predicted model, not a curated record. Gene Ontology annotation, biological process: DNA replication. Gene Ontology annotation, cellular component: nucleus; nuclear origin of replication recognition complex. Lineage: Eukaryota; Metazoa; Chordata; Lepidosauria; Squamata; Gekkonidae. The transcript has 17 exons. Bases 20 to 1702 code for a protein of 560 amino acids.
GGGUGUCUUACGUCUUGCUAUGAGUAAGUCAGACAUAAGGAAGGAUCGGGUCCUAGAAGUCAAAUUCGUGGCAGAUGAAGAAGUUCUGCAGCACAUUUCCGAGAAUGCUGCUCCUAAAAUUCAGAAGAAGAAAGUUCCACCUGUACUUGAUGUAAAAAGAUGGGUGAAGGAAACAGAAGGCAACUCCAGUGAGGAGACCGAGGACAUUUUUGAGCAGCAGAACUACGUGUCUGUUCUCGGGACAGGCAUCAAAGGUGGCAGUGAUGUCUUCGUAUUCAGAACUCCGAAGAAUUCAAAAAAGAUGGCAGAGAAGGCCUCUGAGCUAGCUAACAAAUCAGGGAAGACAGUGAAACAUGUCAUAUCGAAUACAGCUCAGAAGAGAGAAAGCUAUCCUGAAAGCACUCAGAAGUCCUCUGCAUCAAGGCAAGGCCAGGUGGAGCGUAAAAAAAGUGAGCUUCUGUCAAAAACUGCUUACGGACUCAGGAAAAGAAUCGCAGCUUUAAACAGGUGCUCUGAUAGCGAGAGCGAUCAUUCCUCUUCGGAUUCUGAAAAGGACAGCGAUGAUAAUUGCAAAGAAGUGGCCGAUGAAGCUGCUCGGCAGGAAACGCCAGCCACGGCCCAAACGACGACCGCAGUUAGCAACAAGCCACCAGGAAAGAAACUGAAGAAAGGCAUUUCUAGCAAUUUGGUGGAAGAAUAUUUUGAAGCACACAGCAGCUCCAAAGUUAUAACUUCUGACCGAACACUUCAGAAGCUGCAGAAAGGAAAACUGGAUCAGGAGACCCUGCAGAACCUCUUGAAUAAAGUGCCAACUGCUUUUGCUGCUGAACGUGAAGAGUUAAACAAGCAACAUGAAUCCCUCUUUUACAAAUGGAUGUUGCAGUUGCACUGGGGAUUCAAUAUUGUGCUUUAUGGGCUAGGUUCAAAGAAAAACCUUUUGGAGAAAUUUCGCCUCUCUCUUCUUCAGGAUUCGGUUCAUCUUGUUGUGAACGGGUUCUUCCCCAGCAUCACUGUGAAAUCGAUUCUGAAUUCCAUCACAGAAGAGGUGUUGGAUCACACUGGCACUUUCCGCAGCCCCCAUGAUCAGUCGGACUGGAUUGUGAAAAGAUUUAAAGCAGAUCCUUCCUUGGAGCUCUACCUGCUCAUCCAUAACCUGGACAGCCAGAUGCUGAGAGGAGACAAAAGCCAACAGAUCCUGGGGCAGCUGGCAUCCCUUCCCAAUGUCUACCUCAUCGCUACUACUGAUCACAAUAACGCACCACUCAUGUGGGAUCAGGCAAAACUAAGCCUUUAUAACUGGUUAUGGUAUGAAACGACUACCUAUAGCCCUUACGUUGAAGAAACCUCCUAUGAGAACUCCAUGUUGAUAAAGCAGUCUGGGUCUUUGGCUCUGAGCUCUCUCACACACGUCCUGCACAGUCUCACUCCUAAUGCAAGGGGUAUUUUCAGGCUUCUGGUGCAGCAUCAACUGGAGAAUAAAGAUAACUCCUCAUACUUAGGGCUUCCCUUCCAGGAUUUCUACCAACAGUGUCGAGAAGCCUUCUUGGUCAACAGUGACCUGACUCUCAGGGCCCAGCUUACAGAAUUCAGGGAUCAUAAGCUCAUUCGGACCAAAAGGGGUGCUGAUGGAGUGGAAUAUUUAUUAAUUCCUGUGGAUGCUGGGACCUUGGUGGACUUUUUAGAAAAAGAUAGUGAAGUUUGAUGACCCUUCUGUUCUUUUAGAGCUCCCCUUGAAGAAUGCUGGAAUACUUCCUGCUGCGUUGCCAUUCUCAAACCUCAGGAGUCUCCCUAUAAUAAUGGAGAGAAGUACUGUUUAAGCAAAGCCAACUUCUAGAUCUGCUCAGGUUUCCCAUUCCAGAUGAUGUCUCUUUUCCUGCCUUUUUAACUCUAGACAAACAGUCAGUCGUCAAUAGCAAUGUGCCUUUUUUGUUCCUAAGCCUGCUGGGGGAAAAUGGCUUCAUAGGAGUAACUUAUUUCUUGCAAGCGUGCUUGGUUUGGCUGUCUGGUGGCCGGCAGUUCUAGGAGAGCCAGAUUCCCAGCACGGAGUCUGAACACGGACGGGAGGAAAACACGGACACCAGAGGAAAGGAUGUCUUGGAAUAGUAAAACUUUUAGCCUUAUUAAAAAAAAAAAACAUUAUUGGUGACAUCAGUAGAGAUGUAAUACUUUAAAAAUAGUUGUUCCUCCAAAGAGAUGUAAUACUUUAAAAUAUAUUUUUUAAUUGUGCAGUA